UUGCCUUAGUGGCGGCCUUCUUUGCUCCUAAUGGCUCGUACAAAGCAGACCGCUCGUAAAUCCACCGGAGGAAAGGCUCCACGAAAACAGCUGGCCACAAAGGCUGCACGUAAGAGUGCACCAGCCACCGGAGGAGUGAAGAAACCUCACAGGUACAGGCCUGGAACAGUCGCUCUCCGAGAAAUCCGUAGGUACCAGAAGAGCACCGAGCUCCUCAUCAGGAAACUGCCAUUCCAGCGUCUUGUCCGUGAAAUCGCCCAAGAUUUCAAGACCGACUUGAGGUUCCAGAGCUCUGCUGUUAUGGCUCUGCAGGAAGCCAGCGAAGCUUACUUGGUUGGACUUUUCGAGGACACCAACUUGUGCGCCAUCCACGCCAAACGUGUCACCAUUAUGCCCAAGGAUAUCCAGCUUGCCCGCCGUAUCCGAGGAGAACGUGCUUAA
This is a messenger RNA of Ylistrum balloti, 441 nucleotides long. Its product is annotated as histone H3. Gene Ontology annotation, molecular function: structural constituent of chromatin; protein heterodimerization activity; DNA binding. The transcript is spliced from 2 exons. Bases 31 to 441 code for a protein of 136 amino acids. Gene Ontology annotation, cellular component: nucleosome. The record is from RefSeq and is a predicted model, not a curated record. Lineage: Eukaryota; Metazoa; Mollusca; Bivalvia; Pectinida; Pectinidae.